CUGAGGGAUUGGGUUGUUCCUGAUAGUCGGCGCAGCUUCCAUCUUGGAUUGGGCUCCUCUGCCAUGAUGCCAAGGCGAGGCCGGGGCAGAAGAGCCCAGCUGACGACAUUUCCCCGGAGAGGUAUGGCCAUCCACCUCCAGGAGCCUCACUUCUCAGGCGCGCCAGAGGCCAGCGUUUCCCGGGAACCGUUCCCCGUCAUGGCUGCCCCGGCGGUUUCUUUGCAGCCGGCAAUGAAGGAGGAGGAGGAACCCGGCCCGUCGACGACAACCGUGCACGACCUCUUCUCCUACCUGAAGGAGAAAGAAGACGAGGAGGACGAGGACGCGGCAGAGCUGGGCGCUUUCUCUCCGGCAGCGUCCAACCACCUGGGGGCGAAGGAGCCCGGCCACCCCGAGGCUCAAGAGAUGCUCUCGUACCUCAAGAAGGAGGACGACGACGACGGAGAGGAGGUCAUUGAGAGAGUGUCGUUCUCCCCGCCCCACGUCCUCCACCCCCAGUCUGCUCCUCCGGGGACCUACAUGCCCGCCGGCACCAUGGGCAGGGCGGGCAUCGAGAUGGUGCAUUUCUUCACCCCCAUGACGCACGUCUCGGCCUCUCACCACCAUCACAAGCGCGGGCGCGACCGGGAAGUGCUGGUGGUGGACGGCAUCCCCACACACGCCCCCAAGAAAACCACCUCGGCCGUGUGGGAUUAUUUCACCCUGGAUCCCAGGGAGCCGUGCGUGGCCGUCUGCAGCACUUGCCAGAAGCGGGUCCGCAGGGGCAAGGAUGGGGGCACCCGCCCUGGCACCACGGCCCUCCAUAAACACCUGAAGGUGCACCACGGGCUCCACUUGCCGGGGGUCGCAGUGGUCCCUCCUUCGCCCCUGAUGCCCCUGAAGGAGAGGCCGCACGGCCCGACCAUCGUGGUCACCGAGCCACCCGCCCCGGCCUUCCAGCCCGCUCGGCAGGAGAGGAACCAGCCAUACUACCCGCCGACGCACUCGGCAGCCAUCCAGCUGGCUUCAGAAACGGCCUGGAUGCUUGCUGUGGACAUGCAGCCCCCGUCGUACGUGGAAAGCGAGGGGUUCCGCCGGCUGAUGGCCACCGCCCAGCCCCGCUGGAAAAUCCCUGGGCGGGCGUUCUUCGCCACGAAGGCUGUGCCCGAACUGUCCAAGGUGGUGUCCCGAGCCGUCCGCCAAGCGGUGGUGGGCAGCGUGGGCCGUACAGUCCACAUUGCCAUAGACACCUGGUCGGGCCGGCAGACGGCCUCCUACAUGUCGGUGACGGGGCACUGGGUGGCCGAGUCGGCGGGCGUCCUCUCGCGGCAUCACGCCACCUUGUCAGUGUGUGCCUUUGAGGGGCCCUGCUCGGCCGAGGACAUCUGCCACAAGCUGAGGGAGGUGCUGCAAGACUGGCUCUAUGACCUGAAGACAGGGGGCGUCGUCCUGGACGAUGGGGCCAACACGGCAAAGGCUGUGCGCGAGCUGCGCCUCAAGUACGUCCCUUGCCUGGCGCGCUGCCUGAAGCUGGUGGUGAAGGCCUUCUUGGCAGCCGACGCACAUGUUGACCGGCUGCUGAAGACGUCCCGGAGGAUCUGCACCCGCUACAAGCGCUCGACGACGGUCCGGCGCCGCCUGCUGGAGGCGCAGGCCAUCCUGGGCUCGCACCGGCAGCCGGCGGGGCAAGAGCCUCCCCGGAGAUCCAACUCCACGCUGCGGAUGCUGGAGAGCCUCUACCGGGAGCGGCAAGCCGUCAGCGCCAUCUUCGAGCAAGACGAGGAGGCCGCCUUGCUGCACUUGACGACACCGGACUGGAAGGUGGUGAAGUGUUUGGUGGAGAUCCUGAAGCCCUUUGAGGACGCCGCCACGCUGGUCACCCGCCCAGACGCCACUCUCUGCCAGGCUCUCCCUAUGCUGUGGUUCCUGGAGGAGCAGCUGCGGGCCUUGAGGACCAGGUACUACCAGGAGAACAACAACACGGCGGCCCACCUCACCACACAGGCCCUGGACUGCUUGGAAGCCCAAAACCAGCUGAGCGAGAUGAAGGGCACCCUCAUCUGCCGGGUGGCCGCCUUCCUCGACCCCCGCUUCAGGGACAUCACCACCAUGAAGCUUGGCGGUGCCGACACGGGCGAUGCGGCCAUGCUGAGGGAGCACAUCCUCGACUUGGCCACCAGGUCCUACGUGCCUCCGGGGCCCGACGCCGAGUUCUCCCCGAUGGGGCACUCGUCCCCGCAGCAGCCCAGCGGCUCCAGCGGACCCCCCGGCUCGGUGGCGUGGCAGUUCACCAUGAAGCGCUGGCGGGCGAUUACCAAGAGCGACCCCGCCAUGGGCAUGGCGUCCGAGGGAGGGGCGGCGGCGGCCCUGCGAGAGAUGGAGGAGUAUCUCCACGACAACGUGGACCACGUCGGGGAGAACGCCGACCCCAUGCUGUACUGGCAGGGGAAGAUGGGGGUCUGGCCGGCCCUCUUCAAGGUGGCCCUGUUCCAUUUCGGUUGCCCGCCCACGUCGGUGCCCUCCGAGGACGUCCUCGGCGGCUCCGGUUCGUUGGCGGACAGAGGGCACCCCAAGGACCUCUCCCCGGCCAACGUGAAGAUGCUGACCUUCAUCCGAAAGAAUCGCCACCUCGUCCCGCAAGACUGGAGGCUCUCUCUGGGAGACCUGCCCUCUUCGCAAGGCGCCAUGGGGUCGAGGGAGGACUUGGAUCUGGAAGACGAGGAAGACCUUUUGACGGCGGAUGAGGAACUGGAGGAAAAGCAGUGAGGAGCACGGCCAUGUGCUGAACCGUUCUCAGAAAGGGGGGACAGCUGUCGUGGACGUAGUCGCCUUGCAGAAAAGUGUUAACCUUUUUAAAAAGGAGGGAGGGUAGGGCUUAGUCCAAACCUGUGGCAAAUCUUUUCUGUUGUGUUUUAAAGUUAAGGACUUUGGUUGUUGUUGUUGUUGCUGUUGUGAGACGUAUUGGACGAAGGAGUCGCUUCCUCUGCAGGCGGGACUCCUCCGCUGCAACCGUUAUUAGAUGAAAGACUUGCUGUGCAUUAGAGCAGGAUCCUGCCUUGUGUGGCCCACCGAGGCGAACGCAACCCGCCAGGCGCUAUGUUUGGCCCAGCAGGUCCUCGGCAAACCACCAUUCACUUACAUCAGACUUCAGGAGCAAAGAUUUGAGCGGCCCUCCAUCGUGUAGCCAAGGGGCAGUCAACCUUUUUAUACCUACCGCCCACUAAUGCAUCUUUCUCGAUGGUAAUAUUUCCUUACCGCCCCCCAGUGCUCGGUGGCAGGAGGAUUCAGCUUGUGCCGUAGAACCCCCUAGCGCCCACCUAGAAUCCUGAAACGGCCACUAGUGGGCGGUAGGGACCAGGUUGGCAACCCCUGGUGUAGCCAGUUUUGUGAAUGAAGCCGGAAUGUGCGGCCUGUAGUUGUAGAAAUCCCCUUUUAGCGAUGAUGCUGUGCAUUGAGUCUGUCUUUAGAAAUGGUGCUAACAUGGGGGGUGGGGGGUGGAGUUUAAAGAAAACAAGUACUUGCCAUUUUCAGAGCUUUUAGACUCGUUUUAACUGGAUGUUUCGAAAAGCUUGUUUUUAAAAUCCUAACUGCUCUCCCGAGUCACUAACAUGAAAUAAGCUCAAAACGAAACAAGCUACCCAAAUAAAAACAUUCCUUCGAGCAG
This is a messenger RNA of Lacerta agilis (Sand lizard), 3643 nucleotides long. Its product is annotated as zinc finger BED domain-containing protein 6-like. The coding region runs from base 64 to 2745 and encodes 893 amino acids. The transcript is spliced from 2 exons. The record is from RefSeq and is a predicted model, not a curated record. Gene Ontology annotation, molecular function: DNA binding. Lineage: Eukaryota; Metazoa; Chordata; Lepidosauria; Squamata; Lacertidae.